AUGACAAUGACAAAGACAAUGUUGGUUGUAUUCUUCAGUGCCCUUUUGGUUUGCUCUUUAUUUCCACAAAAUGUUGACGCCGCAACUAUUGGUUAUGGUGCAAUGAGAAGAGACACUAUCUCAUGCAACCGAAAAAAUCCCAACAGUUGCAAACCGGUUGCGGUCAACCCAUAUACAAGAGGAUGUGAGCAAGCCAAUAGGUGUCGUGGUGCAAAGUAA
Molecule: messenger RNA, 219 nt
Organism: Lathyrus sativus (Indian pea)
Lineage: Eukaryota; Viridiplantae; Streptophyta; Magnoliopsida; Fabales; Fabaceae
Source: the annotation of a GenBank genome assembly